Messenger RNA from Chelonus insularis, 967 nucleotides. It is a transcript of the gene Crz, whose product is annotated as pro-corazonin-like. NCBI's taxonomy places the organism in Eukaryota, Metazoa, Arthropoda, Insecta, Hymenoptera, Braconidae. Gene Ontology annotation, biological process: positive regulation of heart contraction. The transcript is spliced from 3 exons. Bases 188 to 592 code for a protein of 134 amino acids. Gene Ontology annotation, molecular function: corazonin receptor binding. The record is from RefSeq and is a predicted model, not a curated record.
CUGGCAACAUAGUGUUUUCUUCAUAGACUAUUAUGCUAAAUAGCAUUCAAUAAAUCUAUUUUUUUUAUUCUCUACCAAAUAACAUUAUUUAUUCUCUGUUGUUGCUAUCAGACACCUACGUAACAAUCAAAUCAUCAACUAAUAAUUUAUUUAAUUAAAAGAAAAUAGAAUAAUUAAAAUUAAACUCAUGCUGUACUUCAAGAUGUCUUAUCUGUCGUGUGUCUUAAUUGUCUUGUCAUCAAUGAUGAUUACUGCUACUUGUCAGAUGUUUCAAUACAGUCGAGGUUGGACAAAUGGUAAACGUGAUAAUUCAAAACUUGGAGCUGGUUUACCAAUGGAAAUUAAAGGUAAUCAUCUGGUUACUGAUGGCAAUCAAUUCAUUGACCCUGCCAUUAGCUAUUGUGCUUUUCACAAACUAAGAAUGCUUCUUCAGAAAGAUGAUGGUGAUGAACAAAUUUACUUCUUACCUUGUGAGAGACUGGGUUUCAUAGCGAAAGCAUUUAAAGAUGGAAAGGUACCCAAUCACUAUCGACAUAUAACUGUUAAUGAAGAUAAUAAUGAUAAUAAUGUUGAUAAUUAUGUGACAUCAUAAAGGAUUAAUCAUCAUAAAACUAUAUAAUAUUCAUGAAUUUAUAUAGAGUAUUAUCCUGGAGAGUUGAAAAAGCUUUUUCAAUACACUAAUGAAAUGUUGCUGAUGGAAUAGAUAAUUACUCUUAGACAAAGAUUUCUUAGUUUUUUAUCAUUUUGUUUCAUUGAUUUUUCAAGACAUUUAUCUGGUAAAGCAGUGAUUCUAUGAAUCUAGACUUGAACAUUUGAUAAUUUAAUAAAGAUCCAUUAUUUUGAUUUAAAUAGCAACAUUAACAUCAAGAUCUUAAUAGCUAACUUGAAUGAGUUGUUGAACCAAGAGUUGCUGCAUUCUUUCACAUCAAUGAAGUCAACUUAUCAAUUAGAUGAAAUGAAAUAAAUA